UCACGGCAACCUAGUUAAUUAAUUACAAAAUAGAAAUUACAUAUUUUCUAUUUAUAGCGAAAUGACAACUUUUAGAGCAGUCGGUUCAACAGUUAAAUAGUUACGUUUACGUUAAUAUUUUUCUAAUAUUUUGCGUCUUUUAAUAGGUUUAUUGCGGUUGACAUGUUGCCAAAUAACAUGUUUAACAACCGAAAUUUUAUGUGUCACGUUCUUCCCGAACAGAUUUAUACGCAUUUCGCAUUAUGGGCUGAAGUAUAAGUCGAUUCACUUCCCUUCAUCGAUGUUGCAAGCACAUUACUGUCAAGGACUGGCUGACCACUGAUAUACUGUAGAGAACAUUGUAGAGAGAAACAUGGACCAGAUCAUUGAUAUAGACGAUGUCGAGACUGGGAUGCGUUCUUCCAAGAGUUCAGGGAUACCCUUUGGUUGUAUCAGCUCGAACUCGAUAUGUUACGUCAUGAUUACAAUUGCAACUCUGGCCUUCCUUGGCACCAUCGUCUUCAUCUGUAGGGACUACAUAAAGCUGCUGCUCUAUUGGAUCGAGCAUCAGAAUGCCUGGAUCAUCGCCGUGAUCUUCAUAGGUCUGUUCACGGUGGUGUCGUUCCCGAUUGUGAUUGGCUAUCUGUUCCUCAUUGUCGCCAGUGGCUACCUGUUCGGUGUGAUACGCGGCAUGGCGAUUGUCAUACUCUCCGCUAAUCUUGGCAUAGCGAUUGCCCAUGUCACCCUGGGCCUACUGUCCACCAGGCUACCGAUUGGUGCCCUCCUGCAGAGCGAUACUGCGAGAGCGAUACUUCGCGUGAUAUCUGGAUCUCAGGCUUUCAAGAUCGUCCUGUUCGCGCGGCUUACUCCGAUCCCGUUCGGUCUUCAGAACACUAUUUUUGCAGUCAGUAACAUAGGUGGUUUUCAUUACCACAUAGCCAGCGCAAUAGGUUUAUUGCCUGCUCAACUGGUCAACGUUUACCUAGGCAGCAGUCUGAGGUCGAUGCAGGAUGUAUUGGAGGAUAGAUCCACAGCGGCGACUGGCUACAUAGUAUUUUGCUUCCAGAUAUUAGUAGGAGUCUCGCUGAUGGUUUAUAUUGUACAGAAAGCGCGAAAGGAGCUACAGUUGACAUUGUUCGAGGCUGAUCUCGCGUCCAUGGCGAAUUCCCCUCAUUACAUUCUGGACGGUUUACCAGACUCCAAGAUAAUUUUAACGAAUCUAAUUGCGUAAUUUUUUUUUUUUUUUAAUGAAUGUUAAAAGCAUUUUUGACAAUUCUUUCAUUACGAGCAACAGCUCCGACUUCUUUCUCCGUAGUUAUUAUAUUUCUAACUUAUUAUUCUGUGUAUCUUCCAGAAGUAAUUUCAUUAAGACUUAUUGAUGGUGCUUUCGAAAAUUUACUCUUGAAUGAGACGUUAUGCAGGAAUCUGUUAUCAGAGAUAAUAUGUAUUAAGUCUUACCAAAGCUAACGUGAUUUUAGUACCAAACAAAGCUCAUAGAGCAUGCGACGCGUGCAUGUAUAUUUUGUCUAAACAAAUGGAUGGAACGAGGAGUUGACACGGAACUGCAAAUCCAAUGUAUAAAGCUUCCUUGCAAUAAGAGCAUAUUAAUUUAUAUAUUGCUCAUAUAUAUAUAUAUAUAUAUGUACAUCUAAGAUUAAUGAUAGAGACUGAAACUUUACAUUUAUACACUUUUUGCAAUGUUAUUGAUCAAUUAUUGAGGUGCGUUUGAGGAGACACUAUUAUCGCUGUUUGUACCAUUUUAACUUUAUCGUUCCUCAGACAACAAAGCGUGUCUCAGUAAAAUCAUACAAAUUUAAAAUUGCUUAUGAUGCUAGAAACUUGCUGUAUAUUUAUCUUAACGAUUUCGAAUAUACCAACAUUGUACCAACACAGGUAACAAUGUAUAUAUGUAUUGCGAUCAAUUAAUGGCAAAAUAGCAGCAUCAAAGUUACCUUGCGUUGUCGGCAAUAUGAUAGCAUUGUGUGAGCCUAUAGAUUAUGGCAAUAGCACGAACUUUGAUAAUGAAGACUUUAAAAUUGUCAUCCCAGUAAACGAGAAUGGAUUAAAAUGGAUUGAAAUUUUGUCUAUCCGAAUGCGUAUUUUAA
Messenger RNA from Mycetomoellerius zeteki, 2084 nucleotides. RefSeq names its product transmembrane protein 64. Gene Ontology annotation, cellular component: endoplasmic reticulum. Gene Ontology annotation, biological process: regulation of cytosolic calcium ion concentration. The transcript has 4 exons. NCBI's taxonomy places the organism in Eukaryota, Metazoa, Arthropoda, Insecta, Hymenoptera, Formicidae. The record is from RefSeq and is a predicted model, not a curated record. Bases 353 to 1210 code for a protein of 285 amino acids.